Paramecium octaurelia is the source of this 219-nucleotide messenger RNA. NCBI's taxonomy places the organism in Eukaryota, Ciliophora, Oligohymenophorea, Peniculida, Parameciidae. The record is from the annotation of a GenBank genome assembly.
AUGGUAAUUGAUUUGUAAUUUGAGAAUAGCAAAAUAAGUCAAACUAUAUCACAUCAUAUCAUCUACUAAAUGUAUAUGACUAUGGAAAUUAGAAACGACGAGAAUACAAAAAAAAUCUAUAUAUGUCAAGGUAUUUCGAUAAAUCUGUAUUUAUAUAGAUGGGUGAUGUGCAGAAAUAUAAUAUAAAAACUUUAUAAUCAAUGUAUAGAUAUUUAAUGA